UUGUCUAUGAUAUUAUAACGAUUUUACAUAACAAAUUUUAAUUCCUACAACUUGUGUUGAACAAAACGACAAUGAUUCUAAAAAUAUUAUUUUUCUUAUUCAGUAUAAUAUUUCUAAAAAUUGACUCAAUCGAAUAUCCGAAUGAUUACACUUCUACCCUAUUGUCAGGAGAAUUCGAAAAAAAAAUUCAUUUUAUAGUUGUUGGCGCUGGUAGUGCUGGAUCGAUAAUUGCUGCUCGCUUAAGUGAAGUGAAAGAUUGGAAUAUCUUAUUAUUGGAAGCAGGUGGAGAUCCUCCAGAAUCAUCGGAAAUUCCACUCAAAUGGAGUUUGGCAUUGAAUACAGAGUACGAUUGGAAGUUUUUAACUGAGCAAGAAGAUAAUUUGUUCAAAGGUUUAGACGGAGAAAGGUGCCACGUGCCCAGGGGACGUAUGUUGGGCGGAAGUUCAUCCAUGAACGUGAUGUUGCAAAUUCGUGGAACAAAGUUCGAUUUUGAUGAAUGGGAAAAAAAUGGAUGCACUGGCUGGGGUUUUAAUUCCGUUUUACCAUACUUCAUAAAAUCUGAAAAUUUUACCGACUCUGCUCGUUACGAUGCAAAGAUUCAUGGAAAUAGCGGGCCUCUCACUGUGAGUCCUUUUCAAUCUCCGGAUCCUGCAAUACAAACAAUAUCACAAGCUGCAGAUUUGAUGGGCUUGACCAACGUGAAAGAUUUGAACAAAAUAGAACGUUCAGUUGGAUACGCAAUGUCGGACAGCAUAACUCGGGAUGGACUGCGGUGCAGUACAUUGAAAGCCUUUUUAAUUCCCAAUAGUCAACGACCAAAUUUAUUCGUAGCCAAAUACAUCCGAGUCACCAGAAUUCUGAUUGAGAACAAAUGUGCGGUUGGUGUAGAGUUUGUAACGAAAUCAGGGGAGUUCAAAACCGUCAACUGUACGCUUGAAGUUAUAGUGUCUGCCGGUGUGGUGAUGAGUCCUCAAAUAUUAAUGGUAUCUGGAAUUGGACCAGCAGAUCACUUGAAAGAGAUGGGAGUUGACUUAGUGGCUGAUCUUCCUGUCGGAAAGAACUAUCAGGACCACGUCGCCUAUUUUGGGCUAGUCCUUAGUGACCGUAAGGAUAGACCAAUUGAAGAUAUUAUGUCGGAAAGUCAAAAGCUUAGACAGGAAACGUUUGAUUUGAUUCCCAAAGGUAUUAGCACAAUGGGGCUAACGGGACUUAUUAGUUUUGUCGAUACCAAACGUGCGAACGGAAACCCUGACAUCGAAAUCAUGAAAAUUAGAUACUCGUUCAAUACAACAAAACAAAUGAACACGUUUAAGAACAUGUUUGGAUUUUCUGACGAGAUGGCAAACAUAUACAACGAGUUGAACAUACRAAGUGAUAUAAUAUUGAUGAUACCGAUUUGUAACAUCAUAACUAAACCUGGGUAUAUUUUAUUGAGAUCGAAGGAUCCUCUAGAGCCCCCGAAAAUAGUCACAAAUUAUUUGUCGGGUGAGGAAGAAAUCGAUACGAUGGUGAAGGGUAUUGAGUUUGUGGUUGAAAUGUGUAAAAAGAAACCAAUGAUUGAUGCAGGAUACGCUUUUGAGGAGAUUGCGUUCCCGAAUUGCGAUACGAAUUGCAAGUGGGGCACAAAAGACUACUGGAAAUGUGGUAUUAAAAAUCUGGCCACCUCGAUUUUCCAUUCGGUUGGUACCAACAAGAUGGGUGCAAUCGACGAUAAGACCUCGGUGGUCGACCCCUGCUUAAAAGUCAUUGGUGUUGACAGACUUAGAGUGAUUGACAGUUCUGCAAUGCCAUUAUUAGUAUCUUGCAAUACUAAUGCCGCUACAAUGAUGAUGGCUGAAAAAGGAGCGGAUAUUAUCAAAACCCAGUAUGGAAAAUAAUGUUAUAACUAUUUAUAUUUUUCCCAUCCUAAAUAAUGAGUAAUUUAGGUAUAUUUUAAUAU
Diuraphis noxia (Russian wheat aphid) is the source of this 1939-nucleotide messenger RNA. Its product is annotated as glucose dehydrogenase [FAD, quinone]-like. The record is from RefSeq and is a predicted model, not a curated record. Lineage: Eukaryota; Metazoa; Arthropoda; Insecta; Hemiptera; Aphididae. Gene Ontology annotation, molecular function: flavin adenine dinucleotide binding; oxidoreductase activity, acting on CH-OH group of donors.